Molecule: messenger RNA, 1477 nt
Organism: Xiphophorus couchianus (Monterrey platyfish)
Lineage: Eukaryota; Metazoa; Chordata; Actinopteri; Cyprinodontiformes; Poeciliidae
Product: short stature homeobox protein 2
Exons: 3
Coding region: 438-1346 (302 amino acids)
Biological process (GO): regulation of DNA-templated transcription
Molecular function (GO): sequence-specific double-stranded DNA binding; DNA-binding transcription factor activity, RNA polymerase II-specific
Source: RefSeq, a predicted model, not a curated record
UGAUGGCUCGGGUAGCUUCUUGGUUGAUCACGGUGCCUUUGGUCUUACUCACUGACACUUCAGAAGCCAAAGAUGUUUCAACUUGUCCCAGAAGAAGUCUGAGAACCAGGAUCAUACGCUAUAUGUCAGAAAAAGAUUGUAGGAUUUAUGUUGUUGGAAAAGCUACAACAAAUAAAGCGAGUAUGGAUGGUGUGACGGUAUUUAAGAGGUAAAUUAAAAUCCAUUCCCAUAAACUAAGCCCUGUGUGUUUGGUUUAAUGUGACCAGGUAGGAGGGGGAAGCCAAGGUGAGACCACCUCCUACUCAAGCUCUACCUUCACUUUUUAAGCAACACCUUCUACCUGCACUGAGUGCCACAGCCACAUAUAGCAGCAGCAGCGCCUGUAGCAAAGUGGAUACAUCGUUGCAGUUAUACUUUUUUUUUUUUUUUUACCGUGGAUGCUGGGAUGCAUGUCGCCAUUCAAACAGCAUCCCACUAGAAGUCACCUUGGCCCUUAUCUGAGGAACAUCAUCAAAAAUUGGACUCUUAAUCAAGAGGACAUGUUCAGCCCCAGUCAAAUGGUGUCCACACUCUUCCCUGCAGUUUUUCAUUCUCCUGCAGCUCACUUUUUCCCUGCGUUCCCAGCCAGACUGAGCACUCCACCUCAGUUCCUGAUUCCUGGGCCCUUUUUUAGCUACGAAUCCCUGAGGAAUUACCUUCAGCCAGAGGCUUGCAAAGAAUCUUUGCUGCUGGCCACACAGGCGGUUGGGAUAGGACCACUAGCAGAAAGCGAAGAUGAACAGAGGCCAGUGAAGCAACGGCGGGCACGAGCCAACUACAGCAGCUGGCAGCUGGAGGAGCUGGAGAAGGCUUUCAAAACAACACACUACCCAGAUGUCUUUAUGAGGGAGGCCCUGGCCCUCAGACUGGAUCUGAUCGAGGCCAGAGUUCAGGUUUGGUUUCAAAACCGUCGAGCCAAGAUGAGGCGGCAGUUAAAAAUCCAAAGCCAGCUCGCUCGGCCUCUCAUGAAAGGAGACGAUGGCAUAAGUGAGCAGAGGAGCCCAGAUUUCACACAGACAGAAAGUUGCAACAGUGAGCCUUGGGAGAGACAACAGGAAGAAGAGAUCUACCCAUGGACAAAAGCGUCGGCUUCUGUGUCAAGUGUACGGAAGCAGCCCGUGACCCUGAGGUUGGGGAAGUGGGAGAGGCCGGAGGGGCACAGCUCAGAGGAGCUGCGCUCCUGCAGCAUUGCUAAUCUGCGGGCCAAAGCCAGAGAGCAUGAGGCUGAGAUCCAUAACACUGUAAACAUGUCAGGCAGCGACUUACAGGCACAAACGCAGGAAACCGAUGUCAUUCCCAGUGACUAACAAUGUUCCUUCUUCCUGUUUAUACAGAAAAACUCUGGACAUCAUCAGUGUACUGAACUGUUUGAACUUCUUGGCAAACAUGUCGUCACUUUGCCUUAAAUAACAGACCAUUGACUAAAUAAAUUAUAUUA